GGAAUAGGAAUUGGGGGUGGGGUUGGGGUUGGCUGCUCCUCUUUAACUCUUCUUCUUCUUCUUCUUCUUCUUCUUCUUCUGCUUCUUAUUAUUAUUAUUAUUAUUCUUAUUGUUAUUAUGCAACCAACUGCAAACUGAAAACUGCACCCUGCAACUAUAAAAAUGGCAUCAGGACGCGGCGUCCAAACACCAUCCUCUCAUCCUCUCUGAUCAGUCUCACUCCUACUUCCAAAAAUCUCUCUCUCUCAGUUCCUUCCUCCUCCAUUUCUCCUUCUCCCUACUAGCAUAGCUCUUUAUUAUUAGCACCCAAAUUAUUAUAAACAAAUAAAAACUCCUCUACAUACACUUUUUAGCUUUUCUUCCUGCCAAUUGAUCAGCACAAUGUGUGGAAUACUUGCUGUUCUUGGCUGCUCCGAUGAUUCUCAGGCCAAAAGGGUCCGCGUGCUCGAGCUCUCCCGCAGAUUGAGGCACCGGGGCCCCGAUUGGAGCAGAAUCUAUCAGCAUGGAGACUUCUUUCUGGCUCACGAGCGGCUCGCGGUUAUUGAUCCUGCUUCCGGUGAUCAACCACUUUUUAAUGAAGACCAGUCCAUUGUGGUCACGGUGAAUGGAGAAAUCUACAACCAUGAAGAACUCAGGAAGCGUUUGCCAAAUCACAAGUUUCGGACCGGCAGUGACUGUGAUGUUGUUGCCCAUCUGUACGAAGAGUAUGGAGAGAGCUUCGUAGACAUGCUAGAUGGAAUGUUCUCUCUUGUGCUGUUGGAUACCCGGGAUAACAGCUUCAUUGUUGCUCGUGAUGCUAUUGGUAUUACCUCCCUCUAUAUUGGCUGGGGUCUCGAUGGUUCCAUUUGGAUAUCAUCAGAGCUGAAAGGCCUGAAUGAUGAUUGUGAGCAUUUCGAGUGUUUCCCCCCUGGUCACUUGUAUUCCAGCAAAGAAGGGGUUCUUCGGAGAUGGUAUAACCCCCCUUGGUUCUCCGAGGCUGUCCCCUCGACUCCAUAUGACCCGCUUCUUCUGAGACGGGCUCUUGAAAAUGCUGUUAUCAAAAGGCUAAUGACUGAUGUCCCAUUUGGAGUUCUGCUCUCCGGAGGGCUUGAUUCAUCCUUGGUUGCUGCAAUCACAGCACGCCAUUUGGGUGGAACGAAAGCCGCUAGGCAGUGGGGAGCUCAGCUCCAUUCCUUCUGUGUCGGCCUUGAGGGUUCACCAGAUCUAAAGGCUGCAAGAGAAGUUGCUGCUUAUCUUGGCACUGUUCAUCAUGAGUUCCAUUUCACCGUUCAGGACGGGAUAGAUGCCAUUGAGGAUGUCAUUUACCACAUCGAAACUUACGAUGUCACCACCAUCAGAGCAAGCACCCCUAUGUUUCUUAUGUCAAGGAAGAUCAAGUCACUCGGUGUGAAGAUGGUCAUAUCUGGUGAAGGAUCUGAUGAGGUUUUUGGUGGGUAUUUGUACUUCCACAAAGCACCCAACAAGGAAGAGUUUCAUCGGGAAACCUGCCGUAAGAUAAAAGCCCUCCACCAGUAUGACUGUCUCAGAGCUAACAAAGCAACAUCGGCAUGGGGUCUGGAGGCUCGAGUACCCUUUCUAGACAAAGAAUUUAUCAAUGUUGCUAUGGCUAUUGAUCCCGAGUGGAAAAUGAUCAAACCGGAACAAGGCCGCAUUGAGAAAUGGGUUCUGAGGCGAGCCUUUGAUGACGAGGAGCGUCCAUACCUGCCAAAGCACAUCCUGUAUCGGCAAAAGGAACAAUUUAGUGAUGGAGUUGGCUACAGCUGGAUUGAUGGCCUCAAAGAACAUGCUGCGCAGAAUGUGACGGACAGAAUGAUGCAAAAUGCGGCACACAUCUUCCCGCACAACACUCCCACAUCAAAGGAAGCAUACUACUAUAGGAUGAUCUUCGAGAGGCUCUUCCCUCAGAACUCUGCGAGGCUGACUGUGCCAGGAGGAGCAAGUGUUGCCUGCAGCACUGCAAAAGCUAUAGAGUGGGAUGCCUCAUGGUCUGGCAAUCUUGACCCGUCAGGGAGGGCUGCGCUCGGGGUCCACCUCUCUGCAUAUGGCCAGCAGCAUGUUCCUUCUGUGAGUGCCGGAAUGGAGCCCCAGGAGAUAAUUAGAGACGACAUUCCCCGAAUGAUGGAAGCGGGUGCUCAUGGACUUGCAAUCCCGAGCUAGGAUUCUUACACCUUGUGUCCCUCCUUUGUAUACUGCAUGCCUUCAGCAGCAGGAUCAGUUGGAAGUGCGUCCUCCAAUCACAUGUUGUGUAUAUACACGUACGUACAUGUAUGGUGUUCUUGGUAUUAAGCUGGUAAAUAUGCUCAGCCAAAUUCGUGAAUAAUUAAAUCCCGAAGGACGGCUUGGCUAACAGUUGUAAUGGGGAAGCUAGGUAUCAUUAAGAAAUCUGGGAAAAUUAAGCAGUGGCGAGAACAAUAUAUAUACAUAUAUGUAUGUUAGGUUAGCUCUCUUGACCUCUACGUUCAGUGCUUUGUGUGUGGAAUCAUGAGUAUUUGUUCGUUUGUUGCUUU
Molecule: messenger RNA, 2507 nt
Organism: Punica granatum (pomegranate)
Lineage: Eukaryota; Viridiplantae; Streptophyta; Magnoliopsida; Myrtales; Lythraceae
Source: RefSeq, a predicted model, not a curated record